This is a messenger RNA of Hemibagrus wyckioides, 1829 nucleotides long. RefSeq names its product transmembrane O-methyltransferase homolog. The record is from RefSeq and is a predicted model, not a curated record. Bases 339 to 1088 code for a protein of 249 amino acids. The transcript has 5 exons. Gene Ontology annotation, molecular function: catechol O-methyltransferase activity. NCBI's taxonomy places the organism in Eukaryota, Metazoa, Chordata, Actinopteri, Siluriformes, Bagridae. Gene Ontology annotation, biological process: developmental process; dopamine metabolic process; catecholamine catabolic process.
CAGCUGUGCCUGACACAGGCUUUUGUAUAUACAAAAUCAUUUUAAACACACACACACACACACACACACUGUACACUGUAUAUAUUGCCACUCACACACACACACACACACACACACAAUACACACGCUAUAUAUAUCCCCUCUCUCUCUCUCUCUCUCUCUCUCUCUCACACACACACACACACACACACACUGUACACUGUAUAUAUUGCCACUCACACACACACACACACACACACAAUACACACGCUAUCUCUCUCUCUCUCUCUCUCUCUCACACACACACACACACACACACAUUUUCGGGUCCUUUCUGUUCUUCAGCCUGAUCCAAAGACAUGGUGACACUGCUCCUGCUGUCCCUGCCUCUGCUCCCUGUGGUCAUUACACUUUGCCACUCACCACUGCGAGCCCUUUAUCGUUGUGUGUGUGAGAAAGUGGUGAAGGUCCUCCGUGGGAAAGUCUGUGUCAGACGCACACAUGCCUACAUCUUCUCAGAGUGUACCCACGGCCAGGCUGAAAGUGUGCUGGCCACGUUCGACCUUUACAGCAAAAAACACGCUUCUUUCAGCAUCGGGCCAGAAAAAGGUGUGUUCCUGGAUGAGGUGAUACGACGUGAGGCUCCUCUGAGGGUGCUGGAGCUGGGUAUGCACUGUGGAUACACCUCUGUCCGAAUACUGCGUCUGCUUCCCGCCUUCGGGAAACUGCUUACGGCGGAGAUGGACCCACUUACUGCCGAGAAAGGAGAGGAGAUCCUACUUGUUGCAGGGUUCAAAAAUUCACAGUUCCAGGUGCUACCCUGCUCCUCAGCUGAAGCCAUCUCCAGCUUAGCAUCUCACCUGGGUGAGGACCAGUUGGACCUGGUGGUGAUGGAUCAUGACCCUGAGCAGUAUCUUCCAGACCUUCUGGUCCUUCAAAGAGAGAAUCUGCUCUCUAAACACAGUGUCCUGAUAUUAAACCAAGUUGUGAAAGCUGGAGCUCAGGCUGUGCUGGAGUACCUCACCACCAAACCACACAGCUACACUGUGUGCCAACAGGUUAAAGACAUGCUGGAGGUCCGCUGUCAUAUGGACAGAGAAGAGAGUUAAAACUAUACAAGCUGGGAUUUUAAAGCAUUAUUCCUGAAAGUAAUGAAUAAUUAGAAAAUUCAUGAAAAUAAUAUUUUGAAUUCAAAGUUAUCAUCACUGAGCCUCUUCCUGAAAUGUCUUGAAAAAUUGGAGGCUGACUGAAACUGGGCAGAUGAUUGGAUAAGGUGCCAUUUUUCCCAUUUUCAACUGUCUAGUUUUAGAGAGCCUGUCCUUACUUGUAGCCUCAGAUUCCUUUUUUUGGCUGACAGAAGUGGACCCUGAUGUGCUAUUCUGCUGGUAUUGUACAUCUGCCUCAAUUAUUAAUCAUUUUUUGUGUUAUGGGAUGUUUUUCUGCUUACCAUGGUUAUAAAGAGUAGUUAUUUGAGUUAUUGUAGCACCUCAUACCAAUCUGUCCCUCCUCUUAUUAUCUUUCUUAUUAACUAGCCUUUUCCACCCAUAAAACUAUAAAACUACAUUGUGUGUGUUUUGUUUUUUUGCACCAUUCUGUAGAGUCUAAGCUCUUGACCUCUUGGCCUGAGCAGGUAUAGAGGUGAUCCUUCUUCAAGGUGACACCACUGCUCAAACAGCAUGAUGGACACAUUAUAAACUAGUCACUGCUGAAAUGAAACAUGACAAGUAAGGCAUCAAAAAUGAUGAGUUACAUUGUUUAUUUGUCUUAAUUUUAAUUAUUUUUUAGAACAGGGAAGACAAAUAAAAUGUUAAAAGAUUGAUUGCAUGAAUUUGGAUGAAUGUAUGAAUUGU